AUGGCCUUCAUGAAGCUAUUUUUAGUUCUCUUGGUUAUUCUUAAUAGCAUAAGAAUUUCAAGCCAAAAUGGUCUUAUUCCUGAUUUUUACAAAGAAUCAUGCCCUUUAUUGGAAGAACUUGUGGGCAAUAUAGUCAAGACUAAAGUAUUAAAUCAGCCUAGAGUAGCUGCUCAAUUGUUGAGGCUUCAUUUUCAUGAUUGUUUUGUCCAGGGAUGUGACGGAUCAAUAUUGUUAGACAACAAUGGUGUCAUACGAAGUGAAAAGGAUGCUAAUCCAAACAAGAAUUCACUUAAGGGUUUUGAAGUCAUUGACGAAAUUAAGGCAGCAGUUGAAUAUGCUUGUCCUUUAACGGUCUCUUGUGCCGACAUUCUUACUAUUGCUGCUCGUGACUCCGUUGUUUUGAGAGGUGGACCCACAUGGGAAGUUUCUCUAGGUAGAAGAGACUCUUUAACAGCUAGCAUAGAUGAUGCCAACAAAUUCAUCCCAACUCCAAAUCUAUCACUAGAUGCUCUCAUUGCCAAUUUUAGGCAACAAGGUCUAGACACCAAAGACUUGGUUGCGCUUUCAGGAAGCCAUACGAUGGGUGUAGCAAGGUGUGUGAGCUUUAGACAACGAAUUUACGACAACACAUUCAAAGAGAAUGUAUACGAUAGAUAUUCGCACUACCAAGAAUCAUUGAGUUCAAUAUGCCCCAAAACAGGAAAUGAUAAUGCAAUAGCACCACUUGAUUUUAGUACACCAACAUAUUUUGAUAAUCAUUAUUAUAUAAAUUUGGUUGAAUCACAAGGACUGUUGCAUUCAGAUAAUGUAUUGCUACUGGAAGAUCAAGGUGGAGAUAUUCAGCAAAGAGUUUGGGCGUAUGCUAAUAAUAGAAAGUUUUUCUUUGAAUCUUUUGUAGAAUCUAUAAUUAAGAUGGGGAAUAUUAAUGUUUUGACAGGAUUAGACGGUGAAAUUAGGAAGAAUUGUAGGUUUGUUAAUGCUUAAUUGGACUUUACAACAAUAUGAUUAAGCACUGUACUUGAUAUUUUUGUAUUAUAUUUAAUACUUUGUAUACCACUUGCAAUUGGAUCAUAAGUACAUUAACCUCUAUA
Molecule: messenger RNA, 1091 nt
Organism: Amaranthus tricolor (Joseph's coat)
Lineage: Eukaryota; Viridiplantae; Streptophyta; Magnoliopsida; Caryophyllales; Amaranthaceae
Product: peroxidase 20
Exons: 4
Coding region: 1-984 (327 amino acids)
Biological process (GO): response to oxidative stress; hydrogen peroxide catabolic process
Molecular function (GO): heme binding; peroxidase activity
Source: RefSeq, a predicted model, not a curated record